GCGAAAGACGGCGCUUCGUCCCAUAUAAUUUCUAGACAUUCUCUUCCCCCCAGAGUAGCCAAGGCACUUCACCCACGAGCCCUGGCCCACCAUAGCGGCUGACAGAGUCCGUCGACGCCGCCCUCGACGUCCCGGGCUCUUUGUUUUCUUUCUUCAGCACGUCUCCCGAUGCCAUGACCGUCUCUGUCGACCUGAACCGCCCGUUACCCCAUACCAUCUCAGCCAUGGCGCCCGAGUCUUUUCAGACGCGGCGGGCGCGUCCCACCCGGGUCAAGACCGACCUGGCAACCCAGACCCAGCUGGUUGCCAUGCCACCUUCAGCCAUCAGCAUAUCCUCCGCAUCGCCCGCCUCGCAACACGGCUCGCCCGCCCAGUCGGUCGAGACUAUCGGGACGGGCAUGACUACUGGCAGCUCUAUACAAGCUUCUCCCGAGGUAGCAGAGGGGUGCCUCGACAAGGAGAUUGACGAUCUCGAUCAGCUGGUCACGCCUUUCCAACUCCCCGAGUCCAUCAGCGUCAAGCAGCAGUCCGAGCCAGCCACUGCUUACAUGUCCAGGAGGACAAGCACUGCCUCGCUCAGCCAACCCAGCUUCAGGAGUUCCGGCACGACGGCUAUGGGCGAAGCCGUGAAGAUGAGCAUUGUCCGGCGAGCCUCGAAUACGGUUCGCAAGGCUGCUGGCUUGAUGAACAGGCGGCCAUCGUCAACUCACCCGAGGAGCCGGGAUGGGAGUGUCGGACCCAGCGUGAUUCGCCGGAGAGGAAGCAUGAGCAAUCCGACGACGCCCUACGAGAACAUUAGCACCUUUGAUAGCGACUCGGAGAACGAGGUUGCGUUUGCAGCCGAAGAUCGCGCGGGGGAUGACGCGACCCUCCCGGAAACGGGUUCCAUCCUCUCGUCGACUUCGUCCGAUGGCUUCGGCCUGAUCCCGCUGUCCCUCCGUCAAGGCAUGACCCUGACCAAGGUCUCCAAGAAGAAGAGCACGAAGAGGAUCACCUUGUAUCUCGAUCCCGAUACCGCUAAGAUCUGGUGGGACAGGAACAAAUACAUCUACAUUGACGACAUCAAAGAGAUCCGCACGGCCGAAGACAUCCGCCAGUAUCGCCUCGAUGCAGCGCUCCCGGAAAGCGUAGAAUCCCGAUUCUUCUCGCUCAUCUACACGCUUCCCGGAAAAUCUAACACGAAGCUCCUGCACCUCAUCGCCGAUAGCGACGAAUCGUUCCAGCAGUGGGUCGAGGCUCUCGAGACCAUCUCUAAGCAUCGGCAAGACUUUGCCACGAGCUUGAUGUCGUUCAACGACAAGGCCGUCCGCGCGUACUGGGGGAUGGAGAUGGAGAGACAGCUGGGAAAGGUGCGGUCGGCCGAGGACGAGCAUAUCGAUUUUGCCGGAGUUGAGCGCGUGUGCCGCAGCCUGCACAUCCACGUCUCAACUGAGGAGCUCCGCAGAAAGUUUGACAUGGCCAAAGGCAGGCGGAACAGCUCUGAUGAUCUGCCGUCGAGCGCCAAGCACAGCUCCCGACUCAACUUUGACGAGUUCCUCGAGUUUGUACGCCUCAUGAAGACGCGCAGUGACAUCCGAGCCGUCUACCAGGCCCACGCGAGCGAGCCCGCCGGCGGGAUGACGAGGGACGAGUUCUUCCAAUUUCUGCGCGAGGUGCAGCGCGAGGAUGUUGACGAGGACUUGGCCCAUUGGGAGUCCGUCUUUGCGCGGUUCGCCCGCAAGGGCAGGCCGAGGGACGCCGAAAAGCAGGGGAUCUUGGGCGAGGAAGGCCUGACCAUGUCCGAAACCGCAUUUGCUGGCUUCCUUACGUCCACCUCAAACGAGCCAAUUCCCAAAGAACCUCAGGACUACGUGCUAGACCGGCCCAUGAACGAGUAUUACAUUUCGAGCUCGCACAACACGUACCUGAUAGGCCGCCAGGUCGCCAGCAUCUCCAGCCACGAGGGCUACAUCUCGGCUCUGAUGCGGGGCUGCCGCUGUGUCGAGGUCGACUGCUGGGACGGCGAGGGGAACCAGCCCGUCGUGACGCACGGCCACACGCUGACGACGAGCAUCUCGUUCCUCGAAGUCAUCAAGACUAUCAACAAGUACGCAUUCGUGAAAUCGCGCUUUCCCUUGUGGAUUUCGCUCGAGGUGCGCUGCAAUCCCAUCACUCAGAUCAACAUGGCCAAGAUCAUGAUCGACGUCUUCGGCGACAAGCUUGUGCGCGCGCCCCUAGACCCGACUUCGGACCGCCUGCCGUCACCGUCGGAGCUGAUGGAGCGGAUUCUGAUCAAGGUGAAGAAGCCGGACGAGUCCAUGAGGGGCGCCGACCGACCCACCGGGCGCCGCCGUGGCAACAGCAUGCCGUCGCCGUAUCAGCGAGCGCUUGCGCUGGACAGCAUGCCCGUUCCGACUCCCUCGAGUCCCCUCCUCAGCCCGUCUCCAACCUCGAUGUCCAACAGGCAGAUUAACACCAUUGCCGAGGGCCUGGUCCACGAGCCGGUCAGCAGUAGCCCUAGCGAGUGCGACAGCGAAGGUGAAGCGGGAGCGGCCAAGAAGGCCAACAGCAAAAUUCAUCCCAUCCUCGGGGAGCUGGGCGUGUACUGCAUGGGGAUCCAUUUUGACGGUUUCGACAGCCCCGACGCCAAAAAGUUCAACCACAUCUUCUCGUUCAAGGAGAAGACGUUUGCUGAGAAGAACCAGCCGGGCGAGGCGAAGAGGGCGUUGUACCGCCACAACAUGCGCUACCUGAUGCGGGUCUACCCCAAUGGUGGCCGUAUUUCGUCGAGCAACUUUGAUCCCCUCAUCUAUUGGAAGCGCGGAGUCCAGAUGGCCGCCCUCAACUGGCAGACCUUUGACACGGGCAUGCAGCUGAACCAGGCCAUGUUCGACGGCGGCACGGCUCAUUCGGGCUACGUCCUCAAGCCACUUGAGGGGCGGCAGAUCCAGGUGAUGCCAAACCUGGCUCCCGACGAGUGCGUGGGCAAGCGCCCGCGGAAGAAGGUUGCCUUCGAGAUCGAGGUCAUCUCCGCGCAGCAGCUGAUGCGGCCCCAUAACCUGGGCGAGAAGCGCACGCUAGAUCCCUAUAUCGAAGUCGAGGUGCUAAUGGCGGACGACAAGCGGAACAAGGCGGAUGCGGCUGCCUAUGCCGCGGCUCAACAGACGCAGCUCAAGCAGCGCACCAAUAUCGUACGCGACAAUGGCUUUAACCCCGAGUUCAACCAGACGUGUACUUUCGACGUCACCACCAAGUACCCGGACCUGAUCUUCGUGCGAUUCAGCGUCAAGCUUGCUGACAGGGGCGGAUACAAUGACAAGGCGCCCUUCGCCACCUACACCGUUAAGCUCAGCAACCUCAAGCAGGGCUACCGCACGAUCCCGCUGUACAACCACAAGGGAGAGCGCUUUUUGUUUUCGACGCUCUUCUGCAGGAUCAAGAAAGGCCCGGUCACGGAUAUUAUGGUGUCGUACCAGGAAGAUGCACCCAGGAAUGGCGGCAACAAACUGAAAAACAUCGGCAGGAACGUCUUCGCCAACACGAGCCCUAAAUCGAGCAUGGACAGCAGCCGGACCACAUGACUUGUCUACUCUCGAGAUAUCUUUGUAGCAAUACUUUGGCUGCAAAGAAGGAAUGCCCCCCGGGCAUGCACCACCGCCUUCUU
Thermothelomyces thermophilus ATCC 42464 is the source of this 3643-nucleotide messenger RNA. RefSeq lists its product as uncharacterized. The record is from RefSeq and is a predicted model, not a curated record. Gene Ontology annotation, biological process: phosphatidylinositol-mediated signaling; lipid metabolic process. NCBI's taxonomy places the organism in Eukaryota, Fungi, Ascomycota, Sordariomycetes, Sordariales, Chaetomiaceae. Gene Ontology annotation, molecular function: phosphatidylinositol-4,5-bisphosphate phospholipase C activity. The transcript has a single exon. Bases 225 to 3560 code for a protein of 1111 amino acids.